GACUAUUUAGAAUGGCACUCGAAACACACUGGGGUUGGCCGCUCUGGGUCAGUCGACAGAACAUUGUGAGUGAUCGUUUUUGCUGGCAUCGUUGAAAACAAGUCACGACAAUCACCAUACAACAAUUUUCCAUUUUCAGCCUCCGACGCAGGACCAUCAUUCUCGGUGUAUUUUUUCGUGGGGGAGAGCUUCAACCUUUCUCAUAUUUGGAUUUAAUCUCUUGCGUGAUUUCUCUGCAGUCAACUUUGCAAAGAAUAGGAACAACUUUGGUAAUAUUUCUCCGAAAUCGACCAUAAAAAUAAAACGUCAACGCGUUAUUUUAAUUAACUAUUUUCUUUUUGACCAAAACUCACGUCGGUACUGCAUUACAAGAAGUGACCUGCUGUGCAGUUUUCCUCUGUGAACAAGUCCAUUAUCCCACUUACUGCAGUCGCGGUUCUGGAUCAUGGUGUGGAGUAAACAGUUUAUUUUGCUUUUCGUGCUCGAACUGGCGUGGUUUUUGGAUAUUGCUGAAGCAGGGUGCUCCGAACCUCUCAAAUGUUGUAAUGGCAGGAACCACGGGUGCAGCAGCACAGGUUGGCGAAUGGACCGAGUUUAUGGGACGUGCUACUGCGAUGCGGCAUGUAAAACUACUGGUGAUUGCUGUUACGAUUACAUUCGCUCCUGUCCAGCCAGUCCAUGUGUAGUGAGUGAAUGGAGUCACUGGAGUGGCUGUGCUGAGCAAUGUGCACCGACUGUCCGGAUUCGACGACGUCACAUUGAGCAAGAACCUCAGAAUAAUGGAGAUCCUUGUCCUACCCUGGAGGAACGAGCAGGCUGCCUGGAUUACAUGGAUUACCAGGGUGUCCACUGUGGACAGUAUUAUGUACCUGCUUUUAUAAGCACAGCAAAAUAUAAUAAUGAGAGAAAGAAGCGUACUUUGUUUGGGGAUGAAAAGAUGCCAGGAUAUUGUGCAGAGUUUACAAUUGAAUCACUGUCCUUCCACUGCACUGUCGAAAAUCGUCCAUUUGCCAGAUGGAUGCAGUAUCUCCGAGAGGGAUACACUGUUUGUGUAACCUGUCAGCCACCAGCCAUGAAUUCACACAACCAUCGUUGUCAUGGUGAUGAGGCAAAUGCUAAUGGGACUCGCAUUUCACAGUGGCAAGCAGUGGGUAAUUUUCGGUGCAGAGGAACUUGGAAAAAGGUGCACGAUGGAGCACCGUGUUCAUGUCCUGAGGUCCACAGUUUUAUUUUCACUUGAGAAUCCAUUUAUUAUUUUAGAAACAUUCCACACUAAGUUAUAAAUUUAAGCUUAACUUUACAUGCGACAAGAGACAAAAACACCAUUCAUAUUACUUUGCGAUUAUUAUUGUCUAACAGAAUUGUAUCAUUCUGAAUUUGAAUUAAGGUCUUUAAAAAGACCAGUUUGAAUCUUUAAUUAAAGUGCCACCCAUUUGAAAACA
Leucoraja erinaceus (little skate) is the source of this 1442-nucleotide messenger RNA. RefSeq names its product somatomedin-B and thrombospondin type-1 domain-containing protein. The coding region runs from base 446 to 1240 and encodes 264 amino acids. The transcript has 5 exons. NCBI's taxonomy places the organism in Eukaryota, Metazoa, Chordata, Chondrichthyes, Rajiformes, Rajidae. The record is from RefSeq and is a predicted model, not a curated record.